UGGUAUGCUCAGCCGCCAUUUUUGAAAACCGUCGAAAAUAUUACUUUGUUGUUGAAGUUUUUCGGAGCAAAUUUACAAUUUGUAACCCCUUACUAAAGAAUACUGAUAGUUUGAAAUUUUCACUGGGAAAAGAACCAAUUAACUAUAAACUUAUGAUGAAGCAAGCGGGCAGUGACCCGUUUGAAGAAGAACCUUUGCCAAGGACGUUCUACCAUCCGUCACAAGCUAAAGAACUUUCAAAACGAGAGAGAGGGGUUUGCUUGGUAGCUAAUGAGGGCUUAAAAAAUCCCAUGGAAAAAGUAAAUAGUCCAGAAGACCUCAAAUUCCUGGACGGUGUCAACAAACUCAAGAUACAUGAGGUACCAACAAGAGAGAAUGGUUUACCAGCCGACUCAUCUUCAUCGCAAUUCAAUGAGUCAUGGCCAAGUACUGAUAGAACACUUUCAGUCGGGACACCCCAGAGUGUCAUCUCAACUCCUGAGAUGACGCAGCCAAUGAGAGAGUGGCUAAAAAAGAGAGAGGGAGGACCUACAAAGUCAACCCUGGGAUGGUUUAUCAAUAGGUUCCGCAAUGCUCCGCCCACUUCACGGCAGCACAGAGAUAGAGCAGGCUUACCCAGUGGCAGUAAGGGGGGCGAUUUUUGGUGGCUGUCUCCUCCAAGCAGUAGUUCUACGCCCUUAGGAGACACACCUCCACAGAGACUGUUGUCACCACAUAAAAGCCCCAAACUUACCCCAAGAAAGGGUUCCAGUACUUUGUCAUCAUCAAUUGAUAUAGCAGACAAAGCAACAUCUGAUUUACAAAAAAGAGCUACUGAGCUUUUAGAAAAAAGUGAGACCACUUUGGACAGUACAAUCUCCACAGAACCUUUCCCAAAUCUUGUAAAGCCCCAUCUCAUUCAAGCUCCACUCAAACAAACAUCUGUCAGUCAACCAGAAACUCACAUUGCAUACAAACAAAAAAGAGACAUCAACCCAGAAAAUGACAUCCUAUACCAGUGGCGGCUCGCCAGGAAGAUGGAACAAGCCCAAGAAAAGGCUGGUAGAACAUUAGCGGCCGCUAUUAAUCCUUGGAAAGCAGGAUACCAAGGAAGGGUUGGAUCUGACAUUCAAACAAUGAGAGGCAGGCAACCAAGAGCAAGUGAUACAGGCUACACUGAAAGUAGAACAGGUCCUGAGCAACUUGGAAAUAUAUCAAACACCCAACACAAACCAUCAGCACCUCAUCUCAAUGAUGGUAAUGCUCUGGUGAUAGGUCACCAUCAUGCAAGGGUGCCGCCACAUUUGCAUUUGUCAUGUGACAUUAUUCCCUGUCCACAUCAUGACCAUGGCAACCAGCCUAGGUAUACUGGUAACCAUGACAACCAGCCUAGGUAUACUGGUAACCAUGACAACCAGCCUAUGUAUACUGGUAACCAUGAUGACCAGCAUAGCAACCAGUCAAGACACCCUGGUAACCAUGAUGACCAGCAUAGCAACCAGUCUAGAUGCCCUGGUAACCAUGGCAACCUUCCUAGCAACCAAGUAGGUCACACUGGUAACCAUGGUGACCAUUACACCAACCAGAAAAGCUAUCCUGGUAACCAAGGUGAUGGGGAUGUAAGACAUAGUUUUGAUGGGGGAAUAGUUACAAGGGAAUCAGUUCAAAAUCAAGAAAAGGUUGACCCACCAGAUGAGCACAUCCUUCAGCAGGAGGAUACUGCUGUAGCUCCUCCUGAUAGCAUGCAGGGAAGGGAUAGAAGAAAAGAAGCAGUUAGUGUUGAUGGUGACAAGGAGGCUGGUAAACAAGCAGAGGAGGAUAAGGAGAACAAAAAGCCAAGUGGCAUAGGAGGGAAGUCAGGGAACACUGAUGUGCUGGGAAGUGUUAUCAGCAAGGUUGUUUCAAAGCAUCUGUUCUCGGAGGAUCAACUUUCUAGCAGUAGUGAUGAGGCACCCCUAGUCUCCCAAGUGCAGGACCGUACAAAAACAAAGAGUUCAACUCAAGAAGACUCACUUUCCAGGUCAUAUGAUAAGAGAAAACUGACCAAAGAACAAUUGACAGAGACUAAGUCUAGUGUAUCACCUGAAAAAGGUUAUAGGGGUUCUGGUAGCGUAAGAAGCAGUUCUAGAAGAACUUCAGAUUACCAACAACAUGACCAGAAUGGUAGGGGUGUCGAUAAAAACAGAGGCGAACCCUCAUAUGGGAGAGGAAGGAUCAGGUCUUCAUCACAAGGAAGCAGUUCUUCUAGGAGUGAUAUAACCUCAUCAGGGCAUUUGUCAGCAAGUGCACCUCACAUGACUUCUCUGUUGGCUGAAAGUUCGGAUGAGGAGUUCUCUGAUGAUGAGAUUUUAAAAGUAUUGAGAGACAAGUCACAGAGAUACAGAGAAAAACUCAGAGAAAUUGACAGACUACUCAAUCAAGCAAAAUAGAUAUAGGAAAUGCAAAUAUUAUAUAUUACAUUAGAAAUGGACAAAGUAGCCUUCGUGUAGGAAGACUAAAGAUACAAAAUGACAAAGCACAUAUUUAUUAUUGAAUUAUUUAUUACAUUAGAAAACUGUAAGACUAUUCCCUGCUAGCAGAGGUCUCUUUUCUCUGUAUUUCGCUGGGCUGGCAUAGAGAAAAGAGGCUUCUCCUAGCAGGGAAGUUAGACUAGUGAUACAUAAAGAAAAUAUUAAAUAAUUGACUGCAUCUAAUUACUCAUAAAAUAUUAUGUUAUGCUUG
Molecule: messenger RNA, 2700 nt
Organism: Nematostella vectensis (starlet sea anemone)
Lineage: Eukaryota; Metazoa; Cnidaria; Anthozoa; Actiniaria; Edwardsiidae
Exons: 9
Coding region: 153-2408 (751 amino acids)
Source: RefSeq, a predicted model, not a curated record